Molecule: messenger RNA, 567 nt
Organism: Ectocarpus sp. CCAP 1310/34
Lineage: Eukaryota; Phaeophyceae; Ectocarpales; Ectocarpaceae
Source: the annotation of a GenBank genome assembly
AUGAAGGUCAUCGCUAAGGAAGUUCAUGGACUUGGCCAACGCACACCGUUGUUCCACAUAUUCUCGGAGACAGAGCUCCCAUGCCCGUCGCUGGAAGACGGAGUUUUCCCGGAGUUUCCAGAGUGGGCCGUAGCGCCAGACGAGAUUCGGGAGUGCCACUCCGCUAGACCUCCUGAUGACUGCCCAGAAAAGCAAGCUGGCGGCGACUUUUGCUAUCCUCACCACACUGGCAUUUUCCGAGUACCCGGGGAGCCCAUCAUCUUCAACGUCGGCGGAAACGUUGUCCAGUCUCUUAUGUCCAUGAUUUCAGCCGAUGCGGUAGUAAUGGGAUGCAGUGCCUUUGGUCAACUGGCGGGAAUCUUGAGCAAGGGAAUCAAAUUGUUUUCUACAGGAUGCGAGGGAAACAUGACAUGGGAGCAGAACAAGAUGGCUCCUCUGUUUGCAAUCGCGGAGUUGGGAGAGUUGUGGGUCCCGCUAGAAGGGUCGUGGGCAGACCCCACGCUGACUAACGUAGGAAUCUUCAGGAAAGCUUUUGAGCUAUACGUCGAGCGAGAGGAACAACAGUAG